Molecule: messenger RNA, 2898 nt
Organism: Pocillopora meandrina
Lineage: Eukaryota; Metazoa; Cnidaria; Anthozoa; Scleractinia; Pocilloporidae
Source: the annotation of a GenBank genome assembly
CAGACGCCAGCGAACGCGCCAUCGUUAACUCGCCACGUUGCCGGACGUUCAUCAGCGGACCGCUGGUGUGCAACACUUACUUGUUGGUUGGGGAUAUUUCAAUGACAAUUGAUCAUUCGUCAAAUAAACUCAGAAAAAGCCUUAUCCAGAGACAGACGCAGCCGUCAAAAAUUACUGUUAGUACGGGAAAUCCUUGAAUAUAAUGGAGACUUCAGCCGAACAAGCUGAAGAAAUCGAAGCGUUAAUAGCUAUUUAUGAUCAAGAUUUUAUUGUCAUCGACGAAGCUAACAGAAUCUAUGAAAUCCGCAUUAGCCAUCAAAGUGAUUCCUGGUGGUCAGCUACUCUGCAAGUCCUUUUACCGCCACAAUACCCAGACCGGGUUCCCCCUGUAUUCGAAAUUCAUUCCGCCUGGAUGAGUGAUGCUGAUAUGUUUGAAGCCUCAGACUUGUUAUAUACCAUUUACCGAGAACAUCAAGGUCAGAUUAUAAUUUAUCAGUGGGUAGAGGCCUUGAGGACUUUCAUUGAUAAAAAAUUUAAUGAUCAAGAACCGAUUGAUGCCAAAGGAUCGAGAAGUGAUGUUUCCCUUAAAUAUCACGGUAAGCCAAUACUUUCUGUCCGUUUUUAUUGGGAGGUAAUAAUUACAAAGAAAGAUUUUGGAAAGCUAAGAGUAGGGAUGAUGCAAUUACUCGAUAUCAUUUCUUAAUUUAUGCAUAGGCAAAGUCCACAGAAUGAAAUUUCUUUGUUUGCGAGCCUGGUUGGAGGUGGCUUGAAUUAGUUUCAGUAAUUAAUAUAACAAAAGUGAUAAUAAUAAUAAUAAUAAUAAUAAUACAAACAUAUUUAUGCAGGAUUGCUGCUUCAGUUUUAAGAAAAAAAAAAAAAAAAAAAAAAAAAACUGCUAUCAAUGCAGGUCCUGUAGAUAUCAAAAGGUAAGUAUACAAAACUGACAUGCAUGAGUGAUGCAUGUCAAUUUGUUUUAAUUUCAAACAUCUUAUUUUGAGGACUAAUUGCGGUGCCAAUGAAAUCCUUAAAGUUUUCACAUCAACAAUUUUUAACUAUGGUGAUAUCUCUUUCUGUAGUAUUCAAUUUUCCAACAAAGCCCCUCAAAUUCAUUGGAAAAUUGCACUUCAAAAUAAAUAAUAUGAUUCAAUAUUUAGAGUAGUCUACAUUAGAAUUGAUCCACUUUAAGUUUGUAGAUAAGGUAUGUGGGGAAAUUAUGGUCAUUCUAGAGACUAAUAGCAAGACUGUGAUAUUGAUAUUUCUGUGUAAUGUUUUUGAGACUUACAACUGUAAGGGAAGGUACGUUUUUUCUUGGGGGGGGGGGCUGGGGAAUUUUGGAAUUUUUUCCAAAAGAAAGUGUUGGCCCUCCCUCAUGUUUUGAUUAAAAAACUCUUGACCCCCCUACUUUUAGGUUUAGUGUGACCCUCCCCUCACUACUACAUGGUAUGCUCCAUGCCAUAGAAACUUCAGAACAUUUUUCGACAUUUUGCUUGUAUUUUACUUUGGAGAUACUACAAAAGGCUAAACAACGAGUUGAAAGAAUUUUCCCUCGCCGAGGAAAUGCUCUCAAAAGAAAGUCAAGAAAGCAGAAGCAGAAUCGCCGUAAAGCCGAUAAACGCAAAUGCCAACGCUACGCAGAAAAUGAAAAGUCAAUUAAAACAAGAAUUUUAAACAUUGAUGAAGAAACUCUGAAUGACAAAGACUAUGUAAUAGAUCAUGGAGAUUUGGAGAUGAGGGUUGUGAAGGCUCAUAUUGGUAGUAAGAUUUUGACUUCAAUUGUGCAGGAAAAACAGACAAACAUUCCGCUAGCCUCUGACUCAAAUCCAGAGUCUGACAGUGACAGUGACAGUGACAGGGUAGAGGGCAUUGUUGGAUCUUCUAGUAACUCUUCAGAGCUUAAUGAUUCAGGAGAUCAGGCAGCGGAUAGACAACAGCUGGAACAAGAAACCAUACCUGAGUCAAGUACGUCACGAUACGGACGGAAAAGGACAUGAGUACUCCGAGAAAAUUAUGUGCCAUGGAAUAAUAUACAUGUAGACACCCAGUAACCUUAUAAAACUAGUACCUGCACCGAAUUAAAAGAACAAGUUGAAAAGAAAAAACUUAGUCUGUUAAAGAAAAAUGGAAAAUAACAGGUGUGACCCUCCCCUUGAAUAGCUGAAAAAGAGGGUAUGGCCCUUCCCCUUUGGUGCUCACUUUCACUGAUGACCCUCCCCUCUGAGGCCCCAGCCCCCCCCCCAAGAAAAAAGCGUACCUUCCCUAAUACAGAUCCUUGUUUGCAGCGUUGACUAAUGUUUUUCUUUUCUUUUUUUUUUGAUCAUAUAAUCUGACUUAGGUGAGAACAUCAAAUUAUCAGAAACAAUUGAAGAUGGUGAUUCUGAGAAGGAUCAGUCAGUAAAUCUCAGUUGCAAUGGUGAGGAUGCUUUGAAAUUAAUCAGGAGUGAAAGAUCAGACCUGUGCCCAGAGAUUACUCAUGGGGAACCUUUUACAGACAGGAAAAGUACUUUUCAAGCACAUCUUGCUCAUGUUAUAAUACUGGAUCAAGUUUCAGGAGUACUACAAGAGUUAAAGAAAAACCGGAAAGUAAACAAUGCUACCCACAAUGUUAUGGCAUAUAGAAUAUUUUGUAAGGACCGAAACUGUUUUCUUCAAGACUGUGAUGAUGAUGGUGAGGCAGCAGCGGGCUCAAGACUUUUACACCUGUUACAAAUAUUAAAUGUCAGAGAUGUUGUUGUUGUGGUAACCCGUUGGUAUGGUGGGAUUCUUUUGGGGCCUGACAGAUUUAAGCAUUAUAACAACUGUGCACGGAAUUUAAUGAAAGAUGCAGGCCUCAUAGAUAUCAGUCCACAGUUUAAAGAAUCAAAACUCAAAAGUAGAUUUAAACCAGGGAAAAGACAAUAA